AUGUCCGAGAGUCCAAAAGACGACACCGCUUAUGAGCCCAAAAACGACUCCUCCAGUGAAGAGGAAGUUGAGAUUUCAAAGACAGUGGAAAAAGCGCCAAGUCGAAACAGCAAGAAGAGGAAAGCAACAGACGACACUCCCGAAACAAGCAAUACGUUGAAGGACGCCAAGGGAAACGUAUAUUAUCAGCUUUCGUCCAAGCGAAGAGUCACAAUCACCAAAUUUUCGUCAGGAGAGAAAGCUGUGGAUUUGCGGGAAUGGUAUCAGAAAGACGGUGAAUACAAGCCAGGAAAAGGUAUUUGCCUGCCCAAAGCUCAGUGGGAGGCUCUGGUAGAACUGCUGCCAGAGAUCAACCAGGCACUUCAGAAAUGA
Messenger RNA from Umbelopsis ramanniana AG, 372 nucleotides. RefSeq lists its product as uncharacterized. Gene Ontology annotation, biological process: positive regulation of transcription initiation by RNA polymerase II. Lineage: Eukaryota; Fungi; Mucoromycota; Umbelopsidomycetes; Umbelopsidales; Umbelopsidaceae. Gene Ontology annotation, molecular function: transcription coactivator activity; DNA binding. The record is from RefSeq and is a predicted model, not a curated record. Bases 1 to 372 code for a protein of 123 amino acids. The transcript has 5 exons.